Purpureocillium lilacinum is the source of this 1374-nucleotide messenger RNA. The record is from RefSeq and is a predicted model, not a curated record. NCBI's taxonomy places the organism in Eukaryota, Fungi, Ascomycota, Sordariomycetes, Hypocreales, Ophiocordycipitaceae.
AUGGCAAUCCAUGGAAAGGUGUACGAUGUAAGAGAACUGGUGACAGCAUUCGUUCCAAUUCAUCCAGGCGGCCAAGCUAUUCUCCUGAGGAACGCUGGUCAAGACGCUACCGCUUCCUUUGACUCAGUACAUCCUAUAGAGAUACUGGACGAAUACGUCGAAUCGGUGCAGAUCAUGGGUGCCUUAUUGGCGAAACACUCAUCAGCCGACAUGCCUCCUGACAGCGCAUCAAAGUCUCGUCAACAUGCUGGUAAUGAAGAAGACCUGGCAACUUUGGUGCCUCUCGAACAAAUGCUCAGCCUCCCAGAGAUGGAGGCAAGCGCGCUCCGCCAACUCAGCCCGAAAGCUGUCUCAUACUACGCCUCAGGCACAGAUGAUGAGCUUACCAUGAGACACAACAGCGCCAUCUUCAGAUCCAUCUCCUUGCGUCCACGGGUCUUUGUGGACUGCACGUCCUGCGAUCUUUCCACAAUGAUUCUAGGCGAGAGCGUUGGCCUGCCAAUCUUCGUAUCACCUGCGGCUAUGGCGAAGCUAGCCCACCCCUCUGGCGAACGAGGCAUCGCAGCUGCAUGCUCCACCUUCAAUGCCCUGCAAAUUAUAAGCAAGAACGCGUCGAUAUCGGUCCCUUCAAUCGUCGGCGCUGGUGCUCAAUCUGUCUAUGCCUGGCAACUAUACGUCUUGAAGGACAUCUCGGCAACGGAAAGAACUCUUGCGCAAAUAAGAGCAAUCCCUCAGAUCAGGUUUAUCGUCUUGACUCUCGAUGCCCCGUUCCCAGGGAAAAGAGAAGCGGACGUCCGUUUCAAGAUGGGGGAGAUGGCAGGAUCUUCCCCUCCACAAGUAUGGGGGACAGAGGGUAGCCUCACUUGGCGAAGGACUCUGAAGUGGCUGUCAACCCAGACAAGUCUUCCAAUUGUACUAAAAGGCAUCCAGUGCCAUGAGGAUGCGUAUGCAGCCACGAAGUUCCCCUCGGUUAAGGGCAUUAUCUUGUCAAAUCACGGCGGCAGGGCACUUGACACUGCCCCGAGUCCAGUGCAGGUACUCUUGGAGAUUAGAAAGUUCUGUCCGCAAGUACUCGACAAGGUGGAAGUCAUGAUUGACGGCGGUAUUCGGCGUGGCACCGAUGUCGUAAAGGCUCUUGCGCUCGGCGCAAAGGCUGUCGGCAUCGGGAGGGCGGCGCUAUACGGCCUCGCUCUAGCGGGCCAGGCGGGAGUUGAAAGGACGCUGGAAAGUAGGUGUCUUCACUUAAGUGGCUUGUCUAUGAGGCAAGAGAAGCUGACAUGCGCACAAUCAGUACUGGCUGAAGAGACCAUGACCGCUAUGCGGUUGCUCGGCGUGAACCGCGUCUCUGAACUUGGGCCAAGACAUGUGCGAUAA